AUGAACCUGUGGUUGAAGUUUUUAAUUUAUUUACGUCUACUUGGCAUAGCAUGUAGUCAUCAAGUGCGAGGAUCUAUCGUAUGCUACUUGCGACUCCGUUCCGAUCUUGACGAAUCACUUCAAUCCCAACUGAGAAAGUGCAGCUACGUCGUUGUGUGCGAUGACUUUUGCGAACGAAGAAAGCCCUUCCAACCGUACACUGGAGAUAAAUUGUCCCAGCUUAAGCAGAUGGCACCCCACGCGAAGCUUUUGCUUUCGAUUCCACUGAGCGUGAAUCCCUUCGAACUCCGUGUGGAUGAAGGCAGUGAGCAGUUGUGUCACGAAAUAGAACAUUGUGUGCGGGAUGAUCUGUACGAUGGAGUGGAUUUGGAUUUUAAUGCAUUCGUGUUGGAUUUCGCCGAUCAGAUCAUCUUCAGUCAGUUUUUGGAACGGCUAAGGCAACGGCUAAAAUCCAAAAUCAUCAUUUCCUUAUCGCUGGAUGUACAACGCUUUACAACCGGGCCGUUGGCCAAUUCCAUUAUCCAGUAUGCCGAUUUCGUCGUGACAUCCAGGGAUGACUCUUUCACUGACGGCAAUCAAGAUGAUGGGGAGUUUCUUAUUAGACAGUAUUCCGAUGCAGCGAUCGAUCGCUUAGUGGCAGGAGGUUUUCCUCCGGAGAAAAUUGUUUUGGGGCUGCAAACAGCCGGAAUUGUAACGAAUCCUUCGGAGCGACACGAGUUUCCUUUGAAAAGGUGUGCUAUCAUAGGAUUGAUACCGUACAGUCAGGUUUGUGAGCUGCGUGAUCAAAGUAAGAGUUUCUGCAGUUGGAAUAGCGAUCGUCGGUGUCUACUCUUUGAUGGACAAUCAAAACUGAUCUACGAUAACAAGGACGCGGCAAAGCAACGAGCUCAUCAAUGCAUCAAGCAUGGUUUGAAAGGAGUAUCCAUCUUAUUGCAUUACGAUGAUAGCACGGGAUUGUGUGGUGACAAGAAAUACCCGUUAUUGAAUGCCGUAGAUGAAAUUCUAUCAGCACAACACGAUGAUGAACAUUCGCGUGAAGAAAAGAGUAAAACAAACAUUGUAAACCAUCACAAUAGCCACAGUCUCAACGAUGAAAUUAACCGCUUAGAAUCGGCCAUUGAACAUUUGGAAAAGUCAUCCAAUCUAUUCGAGAAAAUUGCAAACCUUCUGCUACGCGCUCUAUAUAAGUUAGUAGAUGUAGUGAUAUCGUUCAUGAAUACGAAAACUGGAGAUGGUAGUUCCAGUGCACGGGAUGUACCGGAACCAAUACCGGAACCGAAGAAUCCAACUGUUGACGAAGGCAAUGGAGACGGGUUCAAUCCAGGAACCAAUAAUGAUAGUUUCGAGUUGAUUGACAAAGAAGUCGAUAAAAUAGCUGAGGAGCAUCACAUUGCAGAUACUGGAACGAGUGAAAUCAAGAAACACGAAGAAACAGAUGCAGUUCAUUCAUUGAUGGAUACCUUGGAAGAUUUCAACAGGUUGUGGGUCCAGUCGACAGUGUUUUGUGAACGAAGUGAUGAAUUUAUCGAUCGGAAAGCCCUUGCAGUGGAAGUGUUUCAAAAACAGACGAGGAGCUCAGAGGAACAGCGCCUGUGCUAUGCUUGCGGAAGUGCUAACCACGUGAUGCGUAACUGUGAGCUGCUAAAGAAAGUGCGGAAUGAGUCAUCCAGAGUUCCAGUGAAGCCGAAAAUGCGUUCCGCAGUAGCGAUUGAGGAGGAAGUUUUUCACGGAAGCGUAUGCUUUGCAGCGUUUAAGGAGGAGACGCAUGGUGGAUGGUAUUUAGAUUCAGGAGCUUCGAGUCUGCUGAACGAUACUACGAGAAUGGAGAAACAAAACGUUAUCCUGGCUAAUGUACGUGAUGCGAGCGACGACGACCAUCGAGCUACAACAAGCACCAUCAGCGCCGAUAGCGGAAACAACUUUCCAGAGUUUAUGCAAAAACUUUCCCACACCAAAUGA
This is a messenger RNA of Aedes albopictus (Asian tiger mosquito), 1959 nucleotides long. RefSeq lists its product as uncharacterized. The coding region runs from base 1 to 1959 and encodes 652 amino acids. Gene Ontology annotation, biological process: carbohydrate metabolic process. The transcript is spliced from 8 exons. The record is from RefSeq and is a predicted model, not a curated record. Lineage: Eukaryota; Metazoa; Arthropoda; Insecta; Diptera; Culicidae. Gene Ontology annotation, molecular function: nucleic acid binding; zinc ion binding.